CCAACCGAACCACCUUCUAUGUGGCUAAACCAGAACCCAAUCGUGACUGUCACUACCAGAAUGAUAUUGCGAAUGACCUUGUCAUUCCAACAGCGAUGUUUCGGCUUGUCGACUGUAGUCUAGGCAUAAAGGGCUGAGUCUCGGGGGCGCCUUGAGUUAAAAAUUACCAUGUUUCAUCUAUCUUGUUUUUCUUUCUGCUUUCUCAUAGCACUGUUUAGUACGUUCAAAUCCUUCCUAACGGUGAGUAGUAGUAGUAUGAAUAGACUGACAAAGCAUCAGAUGCGCCCUCACGCUUCUUUUAUACUCCCGACUCAGUCGACACACACACACACACACACACACCGACCACGACAAAGUAUCGAAGUUGGAGCAAUGGUCUUUACAUCUCUAUGAAGAUUUAGCACCA
This is a messenger RNA of Lasiosphaeria miniovina, 406 nucleotides long. RefSeq lists its product as uncharacterized. NCBI's taxonomy places the organism in Eukaryota, Fungi, Ascomycota, Sordariomycetes, Sordariales, Lasiosphaeriaceae. Bases 169 to 393 code for a protein of 74 amino acids. The transcript has a single exon. The record is from RefSeq and is a predicted model, not a curated record.